This is a messenger RNA of Pecten maximus, 3391 nucleotides long. RefSeq names its product heat shock 70 kDa protein 12B-like. Gene Ontology annotation, molecular function: ATP binding; ATP-dependent protein folding chaperone. The coding region runs from base 1 to 1656 and encodes 551 amino acids. NCBI's taxonomy places the organism in Eukaryota, Metazoa, Mollusca, Bivalvia, Pectinida, Pectinidae. The transcript has 4 exons. The record is from RefSeq and is a predicted model, not a curated record.
AUGGCUUCAACACAAAAGGUACUGGUGGUGGCAAUAGACUUUGGGACGACAUACUCUGGUUAUGCCUUCUCUUUCAAAUCUAACAAGAACGACGUGAAAACGCACCUUUGGGAGACUGGAAUAGGACAAGAACAGUCUACCAAGGCGCCUACCUCCAUACUAUUUGACCAUUUGAAGCGAUAUCAUUCAUUCGGGUACGACGCUGAGAAUCAGUAUAGCAGGUUGUCGGAUGAACAACAAAAGCAAUACUACUAUUUUAAAAGGUUUAAAAUGACCCUUUUCAAUAACCAGGAUCUGAACGAGAGGACCAUGAUCAAAGAUGUAUCAGGAAGAGAAAUGCGUGCUAUGGAUGUAUUUGCAGCCGGGAUCAAGUACCUUCGGGAUCAUUUCCACACGGUAUUAAGGGGACAGUUUAGAUCAGGACUCGUCGGCUCAAGUGAGAUACAGUGGGUCCUGACUGUGCCCGCAAUCUGGAACGAGGCAGCCAAACAAUUCAUGAGAAUGGCCGCCGUAAAGGCUGGGAUAAGUGGUGAUUGCCUCACCUUGGCUCUUGAGCCGGAAGCCGCUGCCUUAUACUGCCAAUCUCAUUCGGGAAGUUUCCAACUCGGCAAUACGUUCAUGAUUGUGGAUGCUGGAGGUGGUACAGUAGACGUAACUGUCCACAAGGUCCGCCUUUCCGGUAAGCUGCAGGAAGUUGUUCCUCCAUCAGGAGGGCCAUGGGGAGGGAUAAAGGUAGAUGACGCAUUCCAAACAUUCCUUAUGAAAAUUUUUGGACUCGCCGCAAUCAGGAAAUUGUCUAAAUCUGAAAUCCUGCAAAUAGAGAGGGAAUUCGAGAUCGUCAAACGGUCUUUUAGCCAGAACUCCACAAUGUCAGCAAUGGAUAUCCGGGUUCCUUACUGCCUGAUCGGACACCUUAAUCGGUCAAACGCAAGUAUGCAUUCCAUCAGAAUUAGAGGCGACAAGAUGAAUAUCCCAUACCAUACACUGCAAGAGUUCUUCAAAGGCCCAGUCCAAAAGAUUGUAAAACAUGUUAGGGAGCUGAUGGACAAACCAGAAUUGACCUAUACCAAUGGUAUCUAUUUGGUAGGAGGAUUCUCAAAGAGCAGGCUACUGCAGGACGAAAUGAAGCAAGCAUUUCCCUACAUCCAGAUUCAUACACCACAGGAAGCAAACGCCGCUAUUAUCAAAGGAGCGGUUAUUUUUGGUCAUGAUCCAAACAUCAUUGGGUGGAGAAAAACUACACGGACAUACGGUAUAGACUGUGUUUCUGAAUUUGAUCAUGACAUACAUCUUCGACAAAAAUAUACUCUGAUCGAAGGAAGAGAAUAUUGCUCAGAUAUCUUCACGAAGUUUAUAACAGUUGGUACAACCAUGGAGAAUGGCCAAGCAACGCCCUAUCAAUCUUUCUGUCCAGUUUAUAGCAACCAAGCAUCAGUGCCUCUGAAAAUUGUAACAUCUCCCUCUGAAAGUCCAACUUACACAACGGACCCAGGGUGUCGUGUCAUCGGCACUAUCAACGUAAAGAUGCCCGAUCUCACAGGAGGAACUGACAGAGAGGUCAAGGUCAGGAUGAUAAUGGGAGGCACAGAGUUAAAGGUGGAAGCUGUGGACGGAAACACUGGGAUGUCAUACUCGGCAAAAUUUGAUUUCUUAUAACCGACCUAUAGACGGUUACUACAUCCGAGGACCUACACAAACAAUAUCCGAGGACCUGUGCUGCAUAUUUGUAUACUUAUGUAUUAAAAACGCACAGGUACUCGACGCACACCCAAGAUUAUAUCUUGGGUGCCUUGACAGACGAGGCGAAUACCUAUGAUAUACCGCUCUACUUCUAAUCCAACGUAUUUCAUUGUCUUCCCUUGCUAUCUUCAUUUUAUUGAUAUUUCGAUAUACCGCGCUAGACACUAACGUUUAGGUUAGCCGAUGGCGGUACAGUGUAAUACACCAAUUGUUAUCCUAUCCCAAUUAAGGUAGAAGUAUAAUAUGUAUAUUUGUUGUUAACAAUAUAACAAGGUUUUCAUCUCCUUCGAUACAAUCUAACAUUUUAUUGUCAUGGCAGAAAUGCGUGACUUAGUUUAUUCAGUGUAUUUUUUUUAAUUAUUAUUAUUUAAUGCAUCAAUAUUUGGCAUGAGUCAUUAAAUAAUCAAUAUCACAAUGGCGCCAGUAUAUGGCAUAAGUUAUUAGUUAUAGUACAUGUAUAUUGUUUUUAUGGAAUGACACUAUUGUAUGGCGGAUAUUUGUUGUAGUAUAAUAAUGUUUUAAUGGAAUAACACCAUUUUAUGACUGAUUAAUUUGUUGUAGUAUGAUAAUGUUUGAAUGGAACGACAUCAUUUAAUGACCGAUUAAUUUGUUGUAGUAUAAUAAUGUUUGAAUGGAACGACGUCAUUUUAUGACUGAUUAAUUUGUUGUAGUAUGAUAAAGUUUGAACGGAAUAAAACUGUUGUGUGGCUGAUAAUAUUGGUUGUAGCACAGACGUCUGCUUCUGGUUAUUAUUAAUGAAAAAUAUACCCUACUCGUAUCAUCUCAACAUGGUGUAACACUUGAAAAUCUGUUACACCUUGUUGAUUAUAGUAAGAGUAGGGCUAAUAUUUCUUUUUUUAUUAAUACUAACCAGAAGAAGACGCCUAUGGUUGUAGUAUAAAAAUGUUUUAAUGGAAUGACACUAUUGUAUGGCUGAUUAUUAUUAUUAUUUUUUUUUUAAUGGGUGGUUAUCCAUUAAAAUUUAAUGCAUAAAUUUUGGAAAUUGAUAGAAUGUUAUCAGAGCUGGAUGUUCAGGGGAUAAUUCCGUUCUAUUAUCAUCUAUGCAUUUUUUCGCACCAAUGUUAGUAAUGAAAUGCAAGGAAAGAAUUACCACUAAGGAACUUAAAUAUUUUUAGGCUUAUUACAUGAGGAAUUAGGAGCUCAAUUUUAGGAGAAUAAAAACUAUUUUGAAAUAUUAGCAAUUGUUUUGCAAAAAGCAGUUUUAAAAAAUCAUACUUAGUACAAAUAUGAUGUUUGGUUUUUUUAAGUGUGUAAUUUCUAUGAAACUGUAAUACCAAAUGCAUUAUGCAAUGUUUAUUCUUAUAAUAUGAUACAAUAUAAAUUUACUGCUGUUAAUUAUGCAUUUUUUCAACAUUAUGUACCGAGGAGAGGACGUCACCAUAAAGUUGGCAAGCUUCUGCCAAGCAUAAUUUCUUGCUUAUGAUGAUAAACACAAGUUUAAAUUAAAAUGUUAGAUUCUAUAAAACUGUAAUGCCAAAUGUUUGGUUCUAUAAGAUUGUUAUGUCAAAUGUUUGAUUCUAUAAGAUAUGUCAAAUGUUUGAUUCUAUAAGGUUGUAAUGUCAAAUGUUUGAUUCUAUAAGAUAUGUCAAAUGUUUGAUUCUAUAAGGUUGUUAUGUCAAAUGUUUGAUUC